GCAUUUCGGAGCCCCGGAGUGACCAGAGCAAUAUAAUUGGGCAUGCUCAGUGGGUUGGCCUGGUUUGGAACAUAAAGAUGGCUUGAAACAGGGAUUUCAAUGCUGCUUGUUUCGAGAUUGGAUGCGUCUUCGUCCUAGCAUUAUAUUGGUAGUUUGCAGCCCCUCCCACCCUCUUGGCGCGCACAUCUUUUUUCCUUUUAUCCGUGUGCCCAAUUUUGGAGCCAGCCCUCCUGGAUCUCCUGGCCAAUCAAGAGACCACACAUUGUUGCCUAAGAGACCCCGGAUGCCAGCGAAAGGAUUUAUGGAUGGUGAUUGGCCUACUGGAAGCUAGGAGAGGUGGGGGCUGGACAGAGUCAAAGAAAAAGCAACUAUGACAACACCGGCGCUUGAGGCUUGAAGAGGAAGACGAGCUAAAAAAGGUGAAGUUUUUCUUGUGGAAGAAUAUCCAGUUAUUUCAUGAUGGCAUUUGCACCUCCAAAAAGCAUAGAUGGUUCCAAAAUGCAGACAAAGAUGAGUACCUGGACACCUCUAAACCAUCAGCAUUUGAAUGACCGGGUAUUUGAAGAAAGAAGAGCUCUGCUUGGAAAAUGGUUUGACAAAUGGACAGACUCUCAAAGGAGAAAAAUCCUGACAGGCCUAUUAGAACGCUGCUCUCUGUCACAGCAGAAGUUCUGCUGUCGAAAGCUUCAGGAAAAAAUUCCAGCAGAAGCUCUGGAUUUUACUACCAAGCUUCCAAGGGUGUUGUCUUUAUAUAUCUUUUCUUUCCUGGACCCCCGAAGCCUUUGUCGUUGUGCACAGGUGAGCUGGCAUUGGAAGAACUUAACUGAGCUGGAUCAGCUCUGGAUGCUCAAAUGUUUGCGGUUUAACUGGUACAUCAAUUUCUCUCCAACUCCCUUUGAGCAGGGUGUAUGGAAGAAGCACUAUAUUCAAAUGGUGAAAGAACUUCAUGUUACCAAGCCUAAGACACCUCCAAAAGACGGAUUUGUGAUUGCUGAUGUUCAACCAAUUACAAGCAGCUCUCCAGAGGAAAAGCCGUCUCCUUCAUCAGCUUUCCGGUCGUCUUCCUCUUUAAGAAAAAAGCAUCACCUGGGGGAGAAAGAACUCCCACCCUGGCGAUCCUCCGACAAGCAUCCGACUGACAUCAUUCGCUUCAAUUACCUGGACAACUGUGGUCCCAUGGAGCAGCUCUGGCAGGGGUGA
Equus quagga is the source of this 1200-nucleotide messenger RNA. RefSeq names its product F-box protein 16 (gene FBXO16). Gene Ontology annotation, molecular function: protein binding. The transcript has 6 exons. Bases 457 to 1200 code for a protein of 247 amino acids. The record is from RefSeq and is a predicted model, not a curated record. Lineage: Eukaryota; Metazoa; Chordata; Mammalia; Perissodactyla; Equidae.